Acanthoscelides obtectus is the source of this 306-nucleotide messenger RNA. The record is from the annotation of a GenBank genome assembly. NCBI's taxonomy places the organism in Eukaryota, Metazoa, Arthropoda, Insecta, Coleoptera, Chrysomelidae.
AUGUCCAUUAUUUCAGCUUCAGUUUCUGAAUUAAAUACUGACACAAAGAAAAUAUUAAAAUUGUAUAUAUUCAAAGAUUCUUCAUUGAACCGGUAUACCGAAUCCUGUAAAGCUUGGCGGUCUUUCCAAUUUGAUAUAAUAUUUAGUACCUCCACAAUUUUCUCGAAUUUGCUUUCAAAUUGGUGCACAGAAUUUUUUCUUUUUAAUACUGUAUUUGUUUUAGAGGAUGCUUUUAAGAACGCAAUUACUUCCUUCAGUAUACCUACACAUGUGCUUUUGAGUUUUCUAAGUUUUUUUUUUCAAUAA